GAAUUGUGUCCAUCUACAGUUCUACACUACACUGAUGCCAAAUGUCAGUAUGUCCCAUCCUAUGAUCCUACUCUCUCCAAAAUUUAAAUUCUUCAGCUUACACUUGUUCUUCCUCACUUCUCCCAUUUGCUUUUCUGUUUUCGGAAUAUCUGCUUAAACUCUGGAUGGAAGAGAAAUCAAUCCGCGUAUAAUUCAUACUUGCUUAAAUCGCAUUCGCCUCCCAGUGUUCUUGAUUUCAGUUGUGAUUCUGCCUUGCGUACCCUGCACUCUUGAAAAAGGUUUCAGCCCUAGUUGUGAAUCUAUAAGAUCGGUGAGAAAAUGUUAGUUCUUAACAUGAAUUCUAAGAGGCAAAGGAGGCCAAAUGUUAGAUUGUGGGAGGUAGGAGACCUACCUGCAGCUUUUACAUGCGGUGUUUCUCAGAGGAUUAAGCAAAGAAGGUGGAAAGAUGAUUCGAUAAGAAAUAAUGAAUUGGAGAAUAAUGGUAACUCUGGUUUUCCUCAGCAGUUUCCCCAUGAAUUUGGGUUCUUGGAAUUUGGCAUCCCUGCAGAGGUGCCAGCAGAUAACAGUGAAAACAAGAACCCAAAUUCUUUGAAAUUAGUUCCUGAAAUUUCUGAUCAGGAUGAAAUUAGUGGGAGUAAGGCUGCUGAGCUUUGUUUUGGUAGCAUUACCAGGAAGUCUAGGCUAAUGAAGCGUCGCAGGAGAAGCCCGGAUAGCCUUUUUCUCGAUCCUUGGGGAUCCAAAGUUCAUCUGGCGAGAAAUAUAGGCGAAGAUUUCACAUUAAAGUGUGGCAUCAAUGAAUCUUCCGGGCACGAAACUACAUGGACCAAUGAAGACGCUUGUGCGAUGGCGAUGGAGACUGCGGAACCCAAUUCCAGUGUGCAAAUGGUGCAGAGUUCAAAUGAACAUUAUUGUGAUGAAGCAGAGAUCGCGUUUCCCUUAUCUACUGGUGAAGGUGACAAGGGAGAAACCCGAGAAGAAUAUACAACAAACGGCGUUGGGGAAUGGCUUGAGGAGAUUGGGUUUGGGAAGUAUGCUGAGUUGUUUGAAAUGCAUGAGGUGGAUGAAGAAACUUUGCCUUUACUCACUCUUGAUGACCUCAAAGAAAUGGGAAUUUUCGCUGUUGGGGUUCGGCGCAAGUUGCUCAAUGCAAUCAAAAGGGCAAAGGGAAGGCAAUUCCAGAUAUCUACUUGAGGAACAGAUCUAACAUCUCUGUAAAGAAAUAAACACAGAUGGCAACGUUGUAAAUAUUUUGUCGUCUCGAUCAAUGUAAUAUAUGGACCAUGUAUACCGACUUGAAUAAGAUGUUUGUAACUUUGUCUUUGC
Molecule: messenger RNA, 1323 nt
Organism: Ipomoea nil (Japanese morning glory)
Lineage: Eukaryota; Viridiplantae; Streptophyta; Magnoliopsida; Solanales; Convolvulaceae
Exons: 2
Coding region: 319-1191 (290 amino acids)
Molecular function (GO): protein binding
Source: RefSeq, a predicted model, not a curated record